AUGGAUCCCAAUCAACAUUCAUCAUAUACUCAAUAUUCCAUACUUGAUAAAUUUGAAAAACAAUUUCAAAAAGAUAUUGAAUUGGAAGAACAAAUGUUAAUUCAAUCAAAUAAUAAUAAUCAUAACAACCAACAACAAAGGCCGCCCAAACAACUGACUUCUUUGAACAACAACAACAGUAAAUUACCAUUAAUUGUUGAUGUAGCAUUAGAUCAAAAGGGUAAUCAAUUAUAUCAGAUUCAUGAAUCUUCAAAUUCAACUAGAAAAGAAAUGCCUAGAUCAACUAAUUUUACUGAAAAUCCAGAAUUACAUAAUGAAUUAACAGUUUCAAUAGAAGAUGAAAAUGAAAUUCAAAAACAAAAUUCAAAACAAUCGAAUAACGACGUUGGAAAUUUAAAUAUUGAUAAUGGUGAUGAUAAUAUUUGGUCAAAUGAUGUUGAACAAGCAUUCAAAGAAGCAUUAAAUAUAAUCCCCAAAAAUGGAUUAAUUAAAAUCAAAAUUGCAGGUAGAUCAUGUGGUAGAAAUGAAUUAAUAUCAGAUUAUAUAAAAUGUAAAACUGGUAAAUUAAGAACAAGAAAACAAGUUUCAUCACAUAUACAAGUUAUAAAAAAUUUACAAGAUAAUUUAGAAAUUAUUAAUUUAAUAAAUAAUGGACCAUUAGCUAAUUCAAAAGAAGAAGAAAAUCAAAUAAAUAAAAAUUUUGAAGAAAUUUUCCAUAAAAUUAAUUUAGAAAAAACUUUAGGUGGAAUUAAAAAAUCAUCAAAUAUAAAUAAAACAACUGUUAGUUACAACGAAAAUGAAUAUACCAAUGUCAACUUUUCAAAGGGUUCAAAUAAUUUAUUAGUAAAUACAACCUCACAUAAAUCAAGAAAAAGAAAAAUGGCCGUACCAUUACAAGAAAAAUCAAGAAAAGAAUCAAAAUCAAAUAAUCAAUUAUCAGUUCAACCAACUCAAUUACCUAUUUUUUUCAAUUUUGUGAAAUUUUUCAUGUCAAUAAAUAAUCAAUGGGAAAAUAAUUCAAUAAUUUUAUCUAUUCAAAAAAAUAAUGAAAAAGUUUCAAAAGUUAAAUUAAAUGAAAGUGCAAAUAUGUCAACUAGAUUUCCUGGUUUAAAUUUAUUUAAAAAUUGUUCUCAUAUUACUAUUUUACAUAAUAUGGUGAAUUUAAUUUUCCCAACUAAAUUUUUAACUUCAAUUCAUAGUAUUGAAACUGGAUUUAAUUCAAAUUAUAUGAUAAAAUUUGAAAAUCCAAAUGAUGAAAUAUUAAAUAAAACUUAUAAAUCAUUUGUAUUUAUUUAUUCUUAUGGAGUUGAAAUUUUUAAAUAUGAAGAACAAAAUAUAAAAUUAAAUCAAGAUAUAGAAUUCAUACCACGAUUUUGGAAAAUCUUUUUAAGUAAAUUAAUAAAUAAAUCAGAAAUAGAAGUUAUAAACGCUUUUAAAGGGUUAACAAUCAAGCAAAUCAUAUAUGAUCCAAAUCAAUCAACUUCUGAUGAAGUAAAUUUACAAUUCCAACAACAAAGAUUAUCAAAAUCAGAUAUAAAAUUAUUAAUAUUAUGGGAAUUUGCUAAAAUUAUUGAUUUAAAUGAUGCAUUAACUAAAACUACUCAAAUUAUUAUACCACAACAAUUAAAAUCUAAAAAAAUUAUAAGUGAUGAUCAAAAUGAAAAUUUUAAUUUUAUAACUUCAUCUAAUGAUAACGUUAUAGCUCAAAUGAUUGAAUAUGAAGAAAAUAUCUUGUUACAAAAUCAACAAAAAGUUUCAAAUAAUGAUGUAUCUCAAAUUAAUAGCUUAACUACUGCUUCAUCUAUAUCAACUAACAAGUCAAAUUACUGGAACGGAUUACCAUCAACUUCUUCAAAUGCAACUACAAUAAACAAUAUGAAUUUUGACAAUGCAUCAAGUUAUAAUAACGAUUUACCAAUCAACAGUGGAUUCUCUACAACAAAUGAUUAUUCAUAUUACAACGAAGUAGUAUAUCCAAGUGUACAUCCCCAACAACAACAGCAACAACAACAGCAACAACAACAAAUGUCACAACAACAAUUUCAAUAUCAAGAUUACAAUAAUAAUUCAAUUAUGCCUAUGUAUUUAUAA
Molecule: messenger RNA, 2091 nt
Organism: Lodderomyces jiufengensis
Lineage: Eukaryota; Fungi; Ascomycota; Pichiomycetes; Serinales; Debaryomycetaceae
Gene: TEC1
Product: transcription factor TEC1
Exons: 1
Coding region: 1-2091 (696 amino acids)
Biological process (GO): regulation of transcription by RNA polymerase II
Cellular component (GO): transcription regulator complex
Molecular function (GO): DNA-binding transcription factor activity, RNA polymerase II-specific; RNA polymerase II cis-regulatory region sequence-specific DNA binding
Source: RefSeq, a predicted model, not a curated record